CCUGUUCGUAUGAACCCUUUGAGCCCUCACUGGUCUACUUCCGAUUUCUGGAGAAGCAAAUCCCGAGAGCUUUACCAGCGUUUCUAUGGCAUCCCACAACCAUAUUGACGACGACGAUGAUUUCGGCGGCGAUUUUCCUGGAGCUCACAGUUCCAGGCGUUCUGGGAACAAGAGAGGAUUUGGGGACCUCGAGGACGAUGAAGACGACUUUUUUGGCUCGAAGAAGGCUAACUCAAAAGUUGAAGAAACUGCUCCUGGGGUAGCAACAGGAAUGAUACUGUCUCUUCGUGAAAGUCUUCAAAAUUGCAAAGACAACCUUGCAACAUACAAAACGGAACUUGAGGCGGCAAAAUCUGAGAUUCAAAGGUGGCAUUCUGCAUUUCAGAAUGAAUCCUUCAUACCUAUGGGGACUACUCCUGAACCUAAACUGGUAAUCAAUUACCUUCAGAGCCUGAAGAGCUCUGAGGAGUCCUUGCGAGAACAGUUAGAAAAAGCAAAAAAGAAGGAAGCUGCAUUCAUAGUGACAUUUGCAAAACGAGAGCAGGAGAUAGCAGAGCUGAAGAGUUCAGUUCGAGAGUUGAGAGUACAACUGAAGCCACCAUCAAUGCAGGCAAGGAGGUUGUUACUAGAUCCAGCAAUCCAUGAAGAGUUUACACGUUUAAAGAAUUUAGUUGAGGAGAAGGACAAGAAAGUGAAGGAGUUGCAGGAUAAUAUUGCUGCUGUCCAAUUUACCCCUCAAAGCAAGAUGGGAAAGAUGCUGAUGGCUAAAUGUAGGACCUUGCAAGAGGAAAAUGAGGAGAUUGGAAAUCAAGCUGCUGAGGGAAAGAUGCAUGAUUUGGCUAUGAAACUUGCUUUGCAGAAAUCCCAAAAUGCAGAACUCAGAAAUCAAUUUGAAGGACUGUACAGACAGAUGGAGGGGCUAACAAAUGAUGUGGAAAGAUCAAAUGAAAUGGUGCUUAUAAUGCAAGAGAAGCUGGAAGAGAAGGACCAGGAGAUCCAAAAGCUUAAACAAGAGUUGCAACAGAGAAGUUCAAUAGAGGAGAAAGCUGAUUCACCAUCUGAUAAAAUUAAGACUGAAUUGACUUAAUGCGAAGCUGAUAACUGAAAUAUAUAAACUUGGCGGAAUUUUGUAGAAUAUUAUUCUCUCUCUCCUUGUUAUUUGUACAUUAAACAUUAGUUAUAUUUUUUGUCGUACUUUUUAACCAAAAUUUGUAAUGUAGGCACCGAGGCAAUCCUACAAGGUAGGAUGGCUCAUCAUCUGGUGAUUGAUGGUUCCUUACAAUAAUUUCCAAAGUGGCUUGGUAAAACAUGGUUAGGUAUCAAGUCGCAGGACAAAAUGUCUUAUCAAAACUCAUGCCAAUCAAUGGAUCUAACACUUUU
This is a messenger RNA of Morus notabilis, 1380 nucleotides long. Its product is annotated as FKBP12-interacting protein of 37 kDa. Gene Ontology annotation, cellular component: nucleus. The record is from RefSeq and is a predicted model, not a curated record. Bases 86 to 1087 code for a protein of 333 amino acids. The transcript has 14 exons. Gene Ontology annotation, biological process: regulation of alternative mRNA splicing, via spliceosome. NCBI's taxonomy places the organism in Eukaryota, Viridiplantae, Streptophyta, Magnoliopsida, Rosales, Moraceae.